AUGCUGGUGAGCCUGCGCAGCGCCUUGGGCGCCUCGACUCGUCGAUCGCUUCUCCUGUCUCCGUGUCGCAGCUUCGCCUCACGGGCGGGCGCACUCGGCUCCUUCUCCAACGUGCUGGAUGGUGCGCUCAACGUCAAGUCUGCGCAAUUUCAAGAAUCCCAUGCGCACAUGGCCAACCUCACGGCUGAGCUACGGGAGCGCGUGGCCAAUGCGCGUCAGGGUGGUGGGGAGUCAGCACGUAAGCGCCACGAAUCUCGUGGCAAGAUGCCCGUGCGCGAUCGCAUCGACUCGCUGCUGGACCCUGGCUCCCCCUUCCUGGAACUGUCGCCACUGGCUGCGUACGACAUGUAUGGGGGUGGCGUACCAAGUGCGGGCAUUGUCACGGGCAUCGGCCGCAUCAACGGUGUGGAAUGUAUGAUCCUAGGCAACGACGCUACGGUCAAGGGUGGCACUUACUUCCCGUUGACCGUCAAGAAGCAUCUACGAGCGCAGGAGAUCGCCCAAGAGAACCGUCUACCAUGUGUCUACCUUGUUGACUCUGGCGGUGCCUUCUUGCCGCUUCAGGCGGACAUUUUUCCGGAUCGCGACCACUUCGGACGGGAGUUCUACAACCAAGCGACAAUGUCGGCCAUGGGUAUCCCGCAGAUCGCUGUGGUUAUGGGCAGCUGCACGGCUGGAGGAGCCUACGUGCCAGCCAUGUCGGACGAGAGCGUCAUUGUGAAGGGCAACGGCACUGUAUUCCUUGGAGGACCACCACUUGUUAAGGCUGCGACGGGUGAAGUCAUCACACCUGAAGAACUGGGCGGUGCCGAUGUGCACUGCCGCACGUCCGGCGUGACGGACCACUACGCGAAUAACGACGCUCAUGCGCUGGAUAUCACACGGCGUAUCGUCAGCAACCUGAACUACCGCAAGGAGCCUGCUGUCACCCAAACGCCAAUUGAGGAGCCCGUUUACUCUCCCGAUGAACUGGGCGGCGUCAUUCCGGUGGACUCUCGCAAGCCUUUCGACGUUAGGAAAGUGAUCGCUCGCAUCGUGGACGGCAGUCGCUUCGACGAGUUUAAAAAGGAAUACGGUCCUACUAUAGUGACGGGGUUUGCGCGCCUGUAUGGGAACCCUGUGGGCAUUGUGGCUAACAACGGUAUUCUCUUCUCCGAGUCGUCUGUGAAGGCUGCGCAUUUCAUCGAGUUAUGCAGUCAACGUGGCAUUCCUCUGCUAUUCCUGCAGAAUAUCACGGGCUUUAUGGUCGGCAAGAAGGCCGAACACGGCGGUAUUGCAAAAGACGGCGCCAAGAUGGUCAUGGCCGUCUCUAACGCAAAAGUACCGAAGAUUACGUGCAUCAUUGGCGGCUCCUACGGUGCUGGCAAUUACGGCAUGUGUGGCCGUGCAUUCUCUCCUCGCUUCCUGUACAUGUGGCCGAAUGCUCGUAUCUCCGUCAUGGGUGGUGAACAGGCUGCUGGUGUGCUGGCUCAAGUGCAGCGUGACAACUACGAGCGUCGCCAAGAGACCUGGACUACCGAAGAAGAAGCUGCUUUCAAACAGCCGAUUCUGGACAAGUACGAGAAGGAGAGCUCGGCUUACUACUCGACGGCUCGCCUCUGGGAUGACGGCAUAAUCGAUCCCAAGGAUACUCGAAAGGUACUUGGACUGAGUCUCAGCGCUGCGCUCAACGAGAAGCCUCAAGAAACGAAGUUUGGCGUCUUCCGCAUGUGA
Molecule: messenger RNA, 1713 nt
Organism: Phytophthora infestans T30-4
Lineage: Eukaryota; Oomycota; Peronosporomycetes; Peronosporales; Peronosporaceae
Product: methylcrotonoyl-CoA carboxylase beta chain, mitochondrial precursor
Exons: 1
Coding region: 1-1713 (570 amino acids)
Biological process (GO): L-leucine catabolic process
Cellular component (GO): methylcrotonoyl-CoA carboxylase complex; mitochondrion
Molecular function (GO): methylcrotonoyl-CoA carboxylase activity
Source: RefSeq, a predicted model, not a curated record